AUGUCUGAAGGUACUACCACAAGCAUUAUUCUCGUCAGCAAUGACAAUGCCUCUAUCACUGUUGAUCGUGCUGUCGCAGAGCGAUCCAUGUUGAUCAAGAACAUGUUGGAGGAUCUCGGAGACGGUGUCCUUUCCACUCCAGUCCCUAUCCCUAACGUCAAUGAGGCCGUUCUCCGCAAGGUUAUUGAGUGGGCUGAACACCACAAGAACGAUCCAACUCCAAAUGUCGAUGACGAUGCCGAUAGUCGCAAGAAGACCACUGAUAUUGAGGAGUGGGAUCAAAAGUUCAUGCAAGUGGACCAAGAAAUGUUGUUCGAGAUCAUCCUUGCUGCCAACUAUCUUGAUAUCAAGGCUCUUCUCGAUGUUGGAUGCAAGACGGUCGCAAACAUGAUCAAGGGAAAGUCACCAGAGGAGAUCCGAAAGACUUUCAACAUCACCAAUGACUUUACCCCUGAGGAGGAGGAGCAAAUCCGUCGUGAGAACGAGUGGGCUGAGGAUCGCUAA
Sclerotinia sclerotiorum 1980 UF-70 is the source of this 504-nucleotide messenger RNA. Its product is annotated as SCF complex subunit Skp1. Gene Ontology annotation, cellular component: nucleus; cytoplasm. The record is from RefSeq and is a predicted model, not a curated record. NCBI's taxonomy places the organism in Eukaryota, Fungi, Ascomycota, Leotiomycetes, Helotiales, Sclerotiniaceae. Gene Ontology annotation, molecular function: cullin family protein binding. Bases 1 to 504 code for a protein of 167 amino acids. Gene Ontology annotation, biological process: SCF-dependent proteasomal ubiquitin-dependent protein catabolic process; mitotic cell cycle. The transcript has 4 exons.